GUGUCCGCGCCCCCGGGCGGGCACAGACCGAACGGCACCCGCUGGGGGGGGGGGGAAGGGGGGCGUUAAUUAAUGAAUUAAUUGAUUAGCAGGGGUAUAACAUCGUGAGGAGCAAGGGCGGGAGGCGCGGAUCGAGGGCGGCUGCGCUGAAGCGAUACCCGGCACCAUGCUGUCCACCAAGAGGCGCAGCGCCAGCAUCCUGACCCUAAAGGAAAUCCUGGAAAAUGGGUUCGUGGCGGCACCCCCCGGGUGCACCCACCCUUCUCCUGUCUGCAGUUACUAUGCGGACUCCGGCAGCGCCUCGAGACCGAGCACCUUGGAGCUUCUGGUGGACUUGGAGAGCGUGACAAAAAGCAGCUCCCUGUGCGUCCUGAAGCAGCCAGAGGUGCUGGGAAGCUGCGUGAAGCCUGACCCACACAGCCUGACCCAGGGCAGCUCAGACAUCAGCCUCGUCUGCCUCUGCAAGACUCCCUACGGCCACGCUGCCUCCGACCUCUCCGGGCUGCCCAGCCAAGCCGGCUGCCUGAUGGAUGUGGCGUCACACAACACUUCCACGCCGUGCAAGAAAGAAAAGCACCCCAAGCUGCUGGAGAGCCUGCUUUCCAAGAGCACCGAGCACCUGAGCGACUCCUCAACCCCCGGCAAGCCUCCAGGACCCCGCUGGGAGAUCUCAGAAAUAAAAGCCCCCCUGGACACCAGCCUGUUCCUUGACACGAGCACCGAGGAGCUGAGGUUACUGGGGUGCUCCAAGCCGGACACGCCAUCCCUGGAGACCUCCGUCGUCAUUCCUCUGACCUGGCCCGGUGCCUUCAGGAGGCACCCUGCCCUGCCCCACGGCUCUGCCACCCACGAGGCCCAGCUGAGCGAUCUGGAGCCCAGCUCUGUGUUUGCACACCCAGCCCUGUGCUGCUGCUGCUGCCGGGGCUCCAGACCCGAGACGCUGCCGUGAGCUGCCCCACUGGUGAAUCCCAUGGGGUGCAGCCAGCUCGUGCCGGACCACCAGAGCCCCACAGCUUGCUGGUGAUGCACCGAGGUGACGCUCAGCAUCCCCCAGCUGGAGCCAGAUUUUAGGGGAAAGGGCUCAGGACGCUACCAGCUGGCAGCACCCCGAGAGCUCCCCGUUCCUCCCGUACGGUUUUCCUUUGUAUUAACGCAAUAAAGAUUAAAGUUUUUCCUCCUC
Molecule: messenger RNA, 1180 nt
Organism: Anas platyrhynchos (mallard)
Lineage: Eukaryota; Metazoa; Chordata; Aves; Anseriformes; Anatidae
Source: RefSeq, a predicted model, not a curated record